AUGAGAAAUCCAACUCCAAUUCUUGUCAGUACCAAUACCAACACCAAUGCCACUUUUACUUCAAAAGCUGAUACUAAUGAUAUAGAAGAACCUCAUAAUUUUUCACCUUCACCAGACUUCAAAUGGUUAUGCGAUGAGUUAUUUGUAAAGUUAGAUCAAAUACAGUUUCGACCAAAGGAACUGAAUGGUUCAAAACCCAAAUAUAUCGAAUAUUAUGAUAUUAUUAACAAUUUCAUUGAUAUAUGGAGAAGAACAGUCGGAAAUGAUAUAUAUCCAGCACUAAUUUUAACAAUUCCAUAUAGAGAUAGACGAAUGUAUAAUAUCAAAGAAUCCAAGCUAAUAAGAAUUGUUUGUGAUUAUUUGAAAUUGCCAAAGAAUUCCGAAACAGAAAGAAGAUUAAUGAGGUGGAAACAUAGAGCUGAUAGAAAUGUAAGAUUAUCUACAUUCUGUGUGGAAGAGAUUAAAAAGAGGAAAGGUGAGCCAAGAGAGAAGAUUAAAAUAACAAUCGAUAAAUUAAACGAAUGUCUUGACAAUUUGGUUCUCGAAAGAGGUUAUAAAGGUUCAAAGUCACAAAAGAUUUCAGAGUCAGAAACUUUCAAAUUUUGCUUUGAAAAUAUGACUUAUGUUGAAUUAAAAUAUUUUUUUGAUAUAUUAUUGAAAGAUAAAAUAGUAGGCGGUCUAGAACACAAAUUUCUAAAUUGUUGGCAUCCUGAUGCCCAGGAUUACUUAAGUGUCGUGUCUGAUCUUAAAAUAGUCUCUUCAAAAUUAUGGAAUCCUGAAUUUCGAUUGAAGUAUGAUGACUUGACUAUAAAUAUCGAUCAUGCUUUUACACCUGAAACAGCAAAGAGACUAACAUAUUCAUAUGAUACCAUUGCAAGAAGAUUAAAAAAUGAUUUUUUUAUUGAAGAAAAAAUGGAUGGAGAAAGAAUUCAAUUGCACUACAUGAACUAUGGAGCAAAAUUGAAAUUUCUUAGUAGAAGAGGUUUGGAUUAUAGUUACCUAUAUGGGGAUAACAGAAAUAAUGGUGCCAUUGGGAGAUACUUAAACUUUCAUAAAGAUGUCAAGGAAUGCAUCCUUGAUGGUGAAAUGGUAACUUACGAUUCUGUAAAAAAUUGUAUUCUUCCAUUCGGUUUAGUUAAAAGUAGUGCAAUGCAGUCACUUUCUGUUUCCGAUAUCGAACCGGAUGGGUACCAUCCAUUGUAUAUGGCAUUUGAUUUGGUAUAUCUAAAUGGUUCUUCUCUUUCAACACUUCCGCUUCAUCAAAGGAAAAACUAUCUUGAUAAACUAUUAAUACCCUGUCCUGAUUUUGUAGAAAUCCUUCCAGCUCUACAUUGUAAUGACAGUUCACUGAUCAAAUCAUCCCUGGAAAAAGCGAUUGAGCUAGGAUCUGAGGGAAUAAUCUUAAAGCGCUUUGAUUCACAAUAUUUAGUUGCAAAGAGAAGUGACGAUUGGAUUAAGAUUAAACCAGAAUAUCUAGAACAAUUUGGAGAAAAUAUGGAUUUAAUAGUGAUAGGUAGAGAUCCAGGGAAAAAGGAUUCCCUUAUGUGUGGCCUAAUACUUACUGGCGAUAAUGAGCCAGAAGAGAUCACCAGCUUAGAUUCUAAUCCAACUGAUACCGCAGAAUCUUUUUUGAAACCUGAUAAAAGAAAGAUUAUUUCAUUCUGCAAUAUUGCCAAUGGCAUAUCUCAAAAAGAAUUUAGAGAUAUCGACAGAUAUACAUUUGGUCAUUGGAUAAAGUUUGAUGAUGAACUACCUCCACAAGACCUCUUUGAGUUUGGAACCAAGCAUCCGAUAGAAUGGAUAUAUCCGGAGCAUUCGGUAGUUCUUGAGAUCAAGGCGCGUUCAUUAGAGACAAAUGAAUCGGCAAGAAUAAAAUACGGUACUGGUAGCACCUUAUUUGGAGGGUACUGCCGACAGAUUAGAUACGAUAAGGACUGGGUUUCUUGUUUCACUUAUAACGAGUUUAUGGAAUCAAGAAAUCUUAAAAAUGCGCUUGUAAAUUAUCCUGAUAAUAAGAAUCUAAUUGGAAGGAAAAAACGUCCAAAAAAACGUAUGUUUAAUUCCCUUACUGAGAUUUUUGAGAAUACGAAAGAUGCGCCAGAUGAAUCAAAUGUUAUUUUUAGGGGACUUCAUUUUUAUGUAAUAUCUGACUAUAUUGAUGAAACUGACGGUUCUAGACUAUCAAAAAGUGACUUAUGCAAUUUAGUAUUAGAGCAUAAUGGAAAAUUAGUGCACAAUCCAAUAUCCAGAAUUGACAUUCUUAAUAGACUGAGGAUAAUAUCAAUGAAGUAUACUAGAGAAACUACGUCAUUAAUAGAGAGAGGAUAUGAUAUUAUUCACCCUCAAUGGAUUUUAGAUUGUAUCUCCAACAGAAAAUUGGUACGGCUUCUACCAUCACAUUGUUUUAAUGUAUCAUCGUCCUUAAUGGAAGUUACGAAAACUAGGGUAGAUAGAUAUGGCGAUAGCUAUGAAACCUCCUUAACAGAAAAAGAUUUUGAAAUUUUAAUUAAUAGGCAGGUAUUGAAAAGUGAAAGUGCAGACAAGCGCAUUACUGAAGGUGAAAACCAUUUGAAAAUUCCAAUUUUACUUUUCUGUAAUAGGCGAUUUUUUAUUCCAGAAACCUUACCUUCAACUCCCAUAUAUGAGCUUAAAUCAAAAGUUGAACUUUAUGGGGGGAAACUUGUCAAUAAGAUAUCUGACUGUAAUGUAAUAGUAUUUACAAACACACACACUGAAAAUAGGAAAGAGGUUAUGAAGAAAAUUAGGAGGGCCUUGGUUUGCUUAGAUCCUAAUUCGAUGCAAGUCCCUGUGUUGCCCAGAAUUGUGGACGCAAAUUGGAUCGAUGCCUGUAUUUCAGAAUGUGUUCAAGUUCCCGAAGAAGAUUAUCCUGCUGUAUAA
Vanderwaltozyma polyspora DSM 70294 is the source of this 2898-nucleotide messenger RNA. It is a transcript of the gene DNL4, whose product is annotated as DNA ligase (ATP) DNL4. Lineage: Eukaryota; Fungi; Ascomycota; Saccharomycetes; Saccharomycetales; Saccharomycetaceae. The record is from RefSeq and is a predicted model, not a curated record. The coding region runs from base 1 to 2898 and encodes 965 amino acids. Gene Ontology annotation, molecular function: ATP binding; DNA ligase (ATP) activity; DNA binding. Gene Ontology annotation, biological process: DNA biosynthetic process; DNA recombination; nucleotide-excision repair, DNA gap filling. The transcript has a single exon. Gene Ontology annotation, cellular component: DNA ligase IV complex.